Molecule: messenger RNA, 552 nt
Organism: Fusarium sp. VM40
Lineage: Eukaryota; Fungi; Ascomycota; Sordariomycetes; Hypocreales; Nectriaceae
Source: the annotation of a GenBank genome assembly
AUGACAGACGUUAAGGAUAUCACGCCGGAUCUUGACCGGUUGGACGACCAGCUAGAUGAUCUCGAGGAGACACUGCAGCCUCUGCUCGGUAACCUUGAGGGUAUGGCCUCUGAGUUGCCCCUAUUGGACAAGGCAAAGCUAUUCUCGUUAACAGCUUACGCGAUUGAAUCUCUUCUCUUCUCUUCAUUGAAACUGGAAGGCUCUGAUACACAAACCCAGGCUGUUCUUACUGAACUCAAGCGAAUUCAGCAAUACUUUGGUAAAAUCAAGAACAUUGAGGCUCCUCCCGCGGAAGAAUCGCGUUCUAUGACAGUUAACCAAGAGGCUGCGGCGCGUAUUUUGAAAGCAGAUCUGUCCGAUAACAAGACAAUCAGCAACAGGCUUGCUGAGAAGAUCGCAGAAGAGCGAGCCAAGGCUCUGCUCAAGUCUGUUGAGAACCGCAAGCGACCAGCGGAAGAGUCACCUGUCCCGUCGCAAGUAAGCUCUACUGAAGGAAAAGAUAAGAGCAAGAAGAAGCAGAAGAAAACCAAGAAGGGCAAGUCGAGGAACUGA